UGUUUACCAAAAAACGACUGCCUUGAGGACCAACCUUUCAAAGUUGCCUUUAAAAAGUUAUUUUGUUUGAUAAUUAAGUCCUGGAGCCCACCGCGCGAUGAUUAUUCUGGACCCACAAGGCAGAGAACCUGCGUGACGUUUUUCUCGAAGUUUAAUUACCGUAUGCUAAUUUCCUUGCCUACUACGUGAUUAAUUAAAAUCAUAUUUUCAUAAUCAUUUGGCACUAGUAUUGUUUUAGAAUUAUCAUGAUCUCCUAAAUAGUGUCUGUAAAUAAAGUCGCCUCUAAUGGCAGGCGCGGGAGGCGAGGCUGAGGACCUCUUCGUGUUUGUAUCGCGGCGAUUGGCAACAUAACUGCCUUAUUUACAUUAAAUACGCCACAAGGUUACAGCGCGGAUCAACGUCAUUUGAUCGCUGAUGACUCCCUUAAACGCCCGGGCUGUGACUGAUUCUCCGAGUCCCGCUGUCCACCGAGAUUCACCCGGGAGUUUUUUUUUCCCCCCAGAAAAGAAACAGACUUUAAAUAGUUUCAGGAGCAGUUCCUGACCACCUCGGCUUUAAGAAUAUUCUGCACCCAGGAGGGAGCUACAUUACUUUAAGACUUGCUGGUUUCCUGGCAAAUUCAGUGGCCUACGCUGGGCUUAAAUUUGUGAUUCUCCUGCCCCAGCCUCCCAAAGAAGAGUUACAGGGAGCUGGGACGCCCCUCUGGCAAUCUGUCAGUGCCUGCAUCAACAGUCUCCUUCCUGGGGUAUUUUCUCACCAGACUGACAGUCCUUAAGACAAGUAUGCAGUUAAGCUGCUAAGGGAUGGAAGAAGCGAGUCUGUGCCUUGGAGUGUCCUCGGCGGCCCCUGAAGCUGAGCCCCACCUGAGCAGCCCCGUCCUUAACGGCCAGUAUGCCAUGAGUCAGAAGCUACACCAGAUCACCUCACAGCUCAGCCAUGCCUUCCCGGAGCUGCACCCGAGGCCCAACCCUGAGGAGAAGGCCCCCGCACCCCUGGAUGAGAAGGCCCACGUGCCCAUGAGUGGCCAGCCCAUGGGCAGUCAGAUGGCGCUCCUGGCUAAUCAGCUGGGCCGCGAUGUGGACACCAGCCUCAAUGGGCGCGUGGACCUGCAGCAGUUCCUCAACGGGCAGAACCUGGGCAUCAUGUCCCAGAUGAGCGACAUCGAGGACGACGCGCGCAAAAACCGCAAGUACCCGUGUCCUCUCUGCGGCAAGCGCUUCCGGUUUAACAGCAUCCUGUCUCUGCACAUGCGCACCCACACGGGAGAGAAGCCCUUCAAAUGUCCUUACUGCGACCACCGCGCGGCGCAGAAGGGCAACCUCAAGAUUCACCUGCGGACCCACAAGCUGGGCAACCUGGGGAAAGGGCGCGGGCGGGUGCGCGAGGAGAACCGCCUGCUGCACGAGCUGGAGGAGAGGGCCAUCCUGCGGGACAAGCAGAUGAAGAGCAGCCUGCUGCAGCCUCGGCCUGACCUGAAGCCCCCGCCACACGUACAGCAGGCCCCGCUGGCCACCUGCAACCUGGCCCUGCCUGCCAACCACAAUGUGCCCGACGUGGCGAACCCGGUGCCCUCGCCUAAGCCCGUCAACGUGCAGGAGGACGCAGUGGCCCCAGCCGCAGGCUUCCGCUGCACUUUCUGCAAAGGCAAAUUCAAGAAGCGGGAGGAGCUGGACCGCCACAUUCGCAUCCUGCACAAGCCCUACAAGUGCACGCUGUGCGACUUCGCAGCGUCGCAGGAGGAGGAGCUCAUCAGCCACGUGGAGAAGGCCCACAUCACCGCUGAGUCUGCACAGGGCCAGGGCCCCAACAGCGGCGGAGAGCAGUCGGCCAACGAGUUCCGCUGUGAGGUGUGUGGCCAGGUGUUCAGCCAGGCGUGGUUCUUGAAAGGCCACAUGCGGAAGCACAAAGACUCUUUUGAGCAUUGCUGUCAGAUCUGCGGUCGGCGCUUCAAAGAGCCCUGGUUCCUCAAAAAUCAUAUGAAGGUCCACCUCAACAAGCUAUCGGUGAAGAACAAGUCCCCCAGUGAGCCCGAGGUGCCUGUGCCCAUGGGUGGCAUGUCCCAAGAGGCCCAUGCCAACCUGUACUCCAGGUACCUCUCCUGCCUGCAGAGUGGCUUCAUAGCCCCAGACAAAGCCAGCCUCAGCGAGCCCGGCCAGCUCUAUGGCAAGGGGGAGCUGCCCAUGAAGGAGAAGGAGGUGCUGGGGAAGCUGCUGUCGCCCAUCUCCAGCAUGGCGCACGGUGUCCCCGACGGUGACAAACACUCACUCCUGGGAUGCCUCAACCUCGUGCCACCGCUGAAAUCCAGCUGCAUUGAGCGGUUGCAGGCGGCUGCCAAAGCUGCAGAGAUGGACCCGGUGAACAGUUACCAGGCUUGGCAGCUGAUGGCCAGGGGCAUGGCCAUGGAACAUGGCUUCUUAUCUAAAGAGCAUCAGCUCCAGCGCAACCACGAAGAAGCUUUGGCAACCGCCGGAGUUCUGUUUGAUAAGGAGAAGCGGGAGUACGUGUUAGUGGGAGCAGAUGGCUCCAAGCAGAAAAUGCCUGCUGAUUUGGUUCACAGCACUAAAGUGGGCAAUCAGAGAGACCUGCCAAAUAAGCUCGACCCUUUAGAAGGCAGUCGGGAUUUUUUGUCACAUGGGCUGAACCAGACGCUGGACUAUAACCUGCAGGGUCCCGGGAACAUAAAAGAAAAGCCCACUGAGUGCCCUGACUGUGGCCGUGUGUUCCGCACCUACCACCAGGUGGUCGUCCAUUCCCGUGUCCACAAGCGGGACCGCCGGGGGGAUGAGGAUGGGCUGCACGCAGGCCUGGAUGAUCGGCGCGGCUCGGGCAGUGACCAAGAGUCCCAGUCGGUGAGCCGAUCUACCACGCCGGGCUCCUCCAAUGUUACUGAGGAGAGCGGGGUUGGAGGUGGCCUCUCCCAGACCGGGAGUGCCCAGGAGGACAGCCCUCAUCCUUCCUCGCCAUCCUCCUCAGACAUCGGUGAGGAGGCUGGGAGAGCUGCUGGCGUCCAGCAGCCGGCACUGCUCCGCGACAGGAGCCUGGGCUCCACCAUGAAGGACUGCCCAUACUGCGGGAAAACAUUCCGGACAUCCCAUCACCUCAAGGUCCACCUGAGGAUACACACAGCGUUUGCCUACACCAUAACCAGCAGGAGAGGAGGAAGUGACUUGUCCUCACAAAUUGUGUUGACGCAGCCUCCAGGUGACUUAAAAGGUGAGAAACCCUACAAAUGUCCUCACUGUGACUAUGCCGGCACCCAGUCAGCGUCCUUAAAAUACCACUUGGAACGACACCACCGUGAGCGGCAGAAUGGAGCUGGCCCACUGUCUGGACAGCCCCCAAACCAAGACCACAAGGAUGAGAUGUCCAGCAAAGCCUCUUUGUUUAUCAGGCCGGACAUCCUGAGGGGGGCCUUUAAAGGUCUCCCUGGAAUCGACUUCAGAGGUGGCCCUGCCUCUCAGCAGUGGACAUCAGGAGUGCUCUCCUCUGGAGAUCAUUCUGGGCAGGCCACUGGUAUGUCUUCUGACACUCCUCCAGACACCCUGAAAGGGGCCGACCUUCCUUCCAAGAGUACUCACUUCUCUGAGAUCGGAAGAGCUUAUCAAAGCAUCGUGAGCAACGGUGUGAAUUUCCAAGGGUCCUUACAAGCAUUCAUGGACAGCUUUGUCCUCAGUUCCUUGAAGAAGAAGGAUAUGAAGGACAAAACCCUCUCUGAUCCCCUCUCCAUGAAAGUCCAUGAAGGCAGUGAGGAGAAGCCCAGUGGUAAGUCUUCCCAGAGGAAGUCUGAGAAAUCUCAGUACGAGCCUCUAGACUUGUCAGUGCGGCCGGAUGCCGCCUCCCUCCCAGGCUCCUCGGUGACAGUCCAAGACAGCAUCGCGUGGCAUGGCUGCUUGUUUUGUGCUUUCACAACCUCCUCCAUGGAGCUCAUGGCCCUUCAUCUCCAGGCCAACCACUUGGGCAAAGCAAAACGCAAAGAUCACGCCAUUGUGGGGACAGCCAACUGCAAAGAGCAGGUACGAGAGGCCAGUAAGAUGGCCCUGCUGCCCUCAGUACAAUCAAAUAAAGAGAUGGGCCUUUCCAAUACCAUGGGCUCACUGGACUCUGCGCCAGACAAGAUGGCCCAGGGACAGGCCAAAGAGACUCUGGGGGACCAGAAGAGUGGCCCGUGGCCCAGCCACGUGGACCCUGCAUUUUGUAAUUUCCCACCUGACUUCUACAAGCAGUUUGGUGUUUACCCAGGCAUGGUUGGCUCGGGGUCCUCUAGUUCCUGCCCCAGCAAGGAUCCUGAUGGGAAGACCCAUCUUGAAGAUGACGUUCCGAUCCUGAUCCCUGAAACCACAAAUAAGAGCACUGCUGAUGACCUCUCAGACAUCGCCUCCUCCGAGGACAUGGAUUCCUCCAAGGGAGAGAACAACGACGAGGAGGACCUGGAGACUGAACCGGAAGUGGUGAGCAGCAAACCCCUGUCUGCCCUCAGCAAGGACAGCAACAGUGAUGGUGGGGACAGCCUGUUGCCCACCAGCACCCCCCAGCCGGUCCAGGGACUUGUCUCACCGUUAGCCCCAGCAUCGGAGAAGCAGUGGCACAGUCCAGGCCUUCUUCCUGCCCAGGACCCCUCCGGGGGCCUGCCCAAGCCAGAGCGGGGUCCUGCUGGCCUGGAGAAGCCGCUGAACAUGCUGUCGGUCCUCAGGGCCUACAGCGCCGAUGGCUUAGCAGCCUUUAACGGACUUGCAAGUAGCACAGCAAAUUCUGGAUGUAUCAAGAGGCCAGACUUGUGUGGUCACAGGCCUUUCCAGUGCCGCUACUGCCCGUACAGUGCCUCUCAGAAGGGAAACCUGAAGACCCACGUCCUCUGUGUCCAUCGCAUGCCUUUCGACAACAGCCAGUAUCCCGACCGCAGGUUCAAGCGCUCCAGGGUUGACUCCGAGGCGUCUGGAAAUUUUGAGGAGCCCGCAGCUGUCAAGGCAGGGAGCUCGGUGGAGCCAACAGAGGAGGGUAGCAAGGGCCAGGAGGAGAGCAACUGAGCAGACCCACUGUACACUGCAAUAUUAUUUUACACAGUUUUAAGAUGAUGCAUCUGUUAAAAGAGUUCGCUAACUGCAUUCCAAGGGGGAAAAAUCAUGUACAAUCCCCCUCACUAGUGUAUAGAACAUUUAAAGAAAUUUUAAAAGAUAUCUAUAUAUAUAUUAAAAAGAAAUCCCCCAGCCCUUGAACAUGGCUGCUAAACUGUUACCCGGCAACAAGUACUUCCAAACAAUGCAGGUGGGAGAAAAGUGAUUUCAAAAAUGCUCGGUGUCUUUAGAGCUCCACAAAGCUAGGGGCCCUUCCAACUGGAAAGUCGUCUUUGUCCAAAAAUAAUGCUCUUAACCGAAAAGCGAUACCAUCUAAAUGAUUUAGCAUUGCCUUGAAGCCGGAGGGGCUGCGUUUUCGUUGUUGAAAACACCUCUAUAAUCUGAUACCAGCUGCUGUCAUUGGCCUAGCACCCUAAUGAGAUGUGCGGUGCCAGUCAGACUGGAGAGGUCACUGCAGAGAAAAUCAAUUCACGUGGGGUCCUUCUGCACUCCCGGAGAAACCUUAGAAGGACCGCAGCCAGCGCCAGGGCUGACCCACACUGCAGAGGACUGCGAUUUUAAAUGUGCAUUAAAAAAAAAAAAAAAAAACCACACACACACACACACACACACACACACACACACACACAGCCAAAUCAAUGGUCAGGAAGUAUCUGCAGACAAACGUCCAUUGCAGAUUUGAUGAAUAAUUCCUUUUUUUAGAUCAAAUUGCAGUAUUGAGAAACAUGUUUUUCCCCCUUCCUUGCUUGUCUUUUUAAUUCUUUUUUAAAAAAUGUUUGGGUGAAGAAGAUGAAUAUUAAAAAUAAAUCGUAAAGUACAUUGCGUAAAAUGCUAGUAAAGCCAGCCAGCCUUAUCCUUAGAAAGCGCUGGUGAGAAACUGCAAUCUAUGUGAAAAUAGAAAGUUGUUUUUCAAUUAUGAUUUUUAAAACUUUACUUGAAUGAAGGCUGCUCUGGUCCCUGUUAUCAGAUAUUAUUUUUUCUUGUGUUGGCUUUUGUAUGUGUCGCAGACACAAAGCCCGAUCUUCUUCUCCAGCAGCUCUUAGGAAAUAGCUGGUAUUAAAGUAUGAAUCUAAACAUCCUGUUCUCUAUCUUUAAUGAAGAAAACUGUUUAAGUUAAAAUGUCUGUUUUUGUAAAACAAAUGUGUUCUAUAUUUUUGUAGACUUUAGAUUUUUCUACUGAUUGGAUACUCCAAAUUUAUCAAGUUCUGCACCACACAAAGGGAGAUUUUUGAGGGUCCGUAAUGAAAUUGUUAAGCGAUUAAAAAAAUGAUUUGAGAAAACCAGGUCAAGGUUUAUUCUUGAAUCUGCUCGAACGAUGCGAAGGUUCCGCCUUUUCACAUACUUCCUUUGAGUGACGUGAAACUGGUGCUGUUGCUUGUGAUGGUAGAGAAGUAUUGAAGUAUCAACUUCUUCUAAAACAAAAUUGUUCAGACUUAAAAAAAAAAUAAAGUAAAAUGUCAAUCUUUCCUUGCAGGCUGGGAGCACACAAUAAAACCCCAGGGCCUUAAAAACUUCAGCUCUGCCUACAGCAGUUUACAGAAAUACUAAACUGCAAUCAAUGUAAAUAAAAUUCUUAGCGCUAUCCUGAGACCAGAAAGAAUCUCAGGCUAAUAAGGAAUCCGGUUUGCAUAUGCUGUCAAAGGGUGUCAUCUAACCGAGGUUUCAGUGCAAAUGAGGUCUCUGUUCAACUCAGACCCAUCUGGCAUAGAGCAAGCUGCUUUCUUGUUUUCCUAGUCUAGUUCUCACUGCCUUACUUAAAUCGAGUUGAUAAACUUAAUGCAACUGUUUCUAUGAUCCUAGAGAAAGGACUGAAAAUGUUAUUGGAAACUUUCUGACUGUAGUAAGCUUUAGGAUUUUAACUGCACUACUGUGUUUGGUGACUCUGCCAGUCGCUUGCUUUCUGUGUGUUUGCCCUGCCUUUGGUAUCUUAGCAAAGAAAAAUAAAAAAAAAAAUAAGUAAAAAAGAAGAAAAAAAUCAAGAAAAAAAUUUUAAAAAAGUGGAAAAAAAUGAGAGCCACAUUCCAUUUCUAGCACUUUGGGAGCUCUUUCAGUAUUCUUUGUGUCUUCUGGGCAUCGUCAGAUGCGACAGGCAAUAAUUCUGUUUGUGACACUGGGAACAUCCCCUCUUUUUUGUGGCGUGUGUGUUGAUUCCAUUUUGUCCAGUGCUACCAUCCUUAUCCCCCCUCUGACACAGGCCUUCUUUCCAGAACAUUUGUAACUUGUAAUACAAACAAGUGACAGCCGCAGUGAUGCUAUGUCAUCAGGUUCUCAUAUCUAAACAUGUCAAGUUUUUUCCCUGUAACUUCUGUAGUCUGUGAUGCUGGUCAUAAUACUGUCUACAUUCCUACGCAAAGAAAAAAAUCUAUCUUGGAGGAAAUCUGAGAUCAAUAGAGUAGAGGAUUUUGUUGCUAUGCUUGUAACAAGUAGAAAACUUUGUAUUUAAAGUUUAUUCUUGGUCAUUAUUUAUUAUUAUAAUACAUCAGUUGACAGAACUUUAUUCUGGUAUAGAAAGUAUUAAAAGUUGUUUUUUCAGCAAUGACUGUUUUCUUUCUGCUGUUAGAAUAAAAUGUCUUUGAAGCA
Molecule: messenger RNA, 7652 nt
Organism: Cavia porcellus (domestic guinea pig)
Lineage: Eukaryota; Metazoa; Chordata; Mammalia; Rodentia; Caviidae
Gene: Znf536
Product: zinc finger protein 536
Exons: 9
Coding region: 804-5024 (1406 amino acids)
Biological process (GO): regulation of DNA-templated transcription
Cellular component (GO): nucleus
Molecular function (GO): RNA polymerase II cis-regulatory region sequence-specific DNA binding; DNA-binding transcription factor activity, RNA polymerase II-specific
Source: RefSeq, a predicted model, not a curated record